Messenger RNA from Grosmannia clavigera kw1407, 1140 nucleotides. RefSeq lists its product as uncharacterized. The transcript has 6 exons. The record is from RefSeq and is a predicted model, not a curated record. The coding region runs from base 1 to 1140 and encodes 379 amino acids. Lineage: Eukaryota; Fungi; Ascomycota; Sordariomycetes; Ophiostomatales; Ophiostomataceae.
AUGGCGGACAUGACCGCAUCCACUUAUCGGCCUGACUACAACAGAGGCCCCCAGAUCCUCAUUGUUUGCGGGACGCUGGUCGGCGUCUCUGUCGUCAUGGUCAGUCUUCGGAUCUGGGUGCGAGCCACGAUGAUUGGACAUGUCGGCCGCGACGACUACUGCAUGGUUGCGGCUGUGGCCGUCCUCUUUACCGAACUGAUGGUCAUCAUCCCCGAAGUCAAGCUGGGCGGCGGCAGGCACAAGGAGUAUAUUCAUCCGCCCGAGAAUAUCGUGAGGGGCUUGCACCUCAACUUUGUCACACAGCCUUUGUGCCUGCUUGGCUUGCUGCUGACCAAAGUCAGCGUUGGGUUCUUCCUCCUGCGAAUGACCCCCACGACUGCUUUCCGCCGCUUUAUCAAGGGAACAAUCGUCUUCACUAGUCUCUCGGCCACUGGAAACUUGUUAACGGUCUUCUUCCAGUGCAGACCGCUGGCGUUUACAUGGGACGCCUCAGUCGCUGGGGGGUCAUGCAUCCCGUCUGGCAAUCUGAAAUUUGCUGCUUUCUUCAACUCGAGCGUCUCCGUUCUCACCGAUCUCAUAUUUGCGCUACUUCCGAUCCCAAUGCUAUGGAAGGUCCGACUGAACUGGAAGACCAAGGCAGCCGUUGCCGCAAUUCUGUCCCUCGGCAUCUUUGCGACUAUCGCAGGCAUUGUCAAAAUCACAUUUCUCGGAAGCUACGGCAAACACGGCGACUUCUUGUUUGAUAGUGUGGAUAUUACAAUUUGGACCACUGUCGAGAUCUGUGCAGCAAUGGUGGCUGGGUGCUUCCCGGCGCUCAAGCCGAUGUUCAAGACCAUUUUAGCAGGCAGGAGCAGUAACAAAUCGUCGCGGGAGACAUACGCACGCGAUGGAUACAUUCGCAACAUUGGCGCCAGCGGUGCGAGCGGUGCCAGACGCACCUUCAAGUCGCACUGCGACGACAACGACUUCGAGUUGUUUAGCCGGCAAGGCAACGAAACCGUCACCGUCGGCGGACGCAUGGGCUCGACCGAGAGCAUUCUUCAGACUGAAACUCCGGUUGGCGAUGGCAUCACUAAGACCACACAGGUAGUUGUUACAGUGGACGAGCAGCAGGAAAAGAGCGUCAAGAACCUUGUCUGA